Uranotaenia lowii is the source of this 6156-nucleotide messenger RNA. RefSeq lists its product as uncharacterized. Gene Ontology annotation, molecular function: nuclear import signal receptor activity; nucleic acid binding. The record is from RefSeq and is a predicted model, not a curated record. Gene Ontology annotation, biological process: protein import into nucleus; DNA integration. The coding region runs from base 1 to 6156 and encodes 2051 amino acids. The transcript has a single exon. Lineage: Eukaryota; Metazoa; Arthropoda; Insecta; Diptera; Culicidae.
AUGGCACCGAAGAAAAAUGUGUCUGUCGGAAAGGAAAGCAAUUGCCAGGCCUGCAACCAGAAAGACACCGAGGAGAUGGUGGCGUGUAACCGCUGUGGGAGCUGGUGGCACUUCGCUUGCGUAGGAGUAAGCGACAGCAUUAGUGACCGAAGCUUCGUGUGCCGGAUCUGCCAGCCACCAGCUGAAGAUAUUCCCGCGGUGAUGUCGGAAGACCCCGUAUGCCAGGCUGCGAUCACUGAAACGCCAAGAGGAGUCGCUUCAUCGAUGGUAGGAUCGUCUGCGUCAGCUGCCCGUUCCCGAACCAAUUUGACGCUAGAAAGGCUCGAGGCAGAAAGAAAUCUAAAGACGAAGCAGCUGGAUCUGGAACGUAAAGCCCAUGAAGUUGAAUUAGAACUGCGCAAGCUAGAAGUGGACGAGCAGUUCCUCAAGGAAAAGUUCCUAUGCUUGGAAGCGGAAAUCGAUGGUGUUGAGAACGAUGCUCGAAGUCGCCGGUCAUCUGUGUCAGCUGGGAUACAAAAAGUACAACGUUGGCGAUGUGCGCCCACUGCUGCAAGUUCGACUAUGGCGCCAGCUACAAAAAUUUCAAAGAACGAAGAAGUUCAAGGCAGGUCAGUUAGUAAAACAUUACCUAAACCGAUACAGAGUGAUAAGCCCGAGGUAGUUAAGAAUCAGGUAGCUAGCCAGACGGGAGCGAUUCCCAAGAGAAAUAGGAAAAAUGUAGAGGCCCUACCUUGUUCUGGCCAAGCCAAUCAAGACGUUAUCAACUCCUUAAGAGAACAAUUGUUGUCGUUUGAUAUCUCACCAAUCCGCAAAGAAAAUAGUCAGCUAGGCUUCAGUCGAAAUGAAGAUUUAGUAAGCGAGCAGUCAAAAGCGAGAUUUCCAUUUCGCGAUCGUAUUUUUGCGACGACGUCGAACGAGUCUCGAUCAACUAAAGCGGUGAUUACAGAAACCAGAGGCGAAGGAGGGAGUAAAAGUGGAGGUAGUAGAAAGCAGUACUUUGAAGGAGAGGAACCUCCUUCGAUGCUGAGCGGACGUUGGAAUGGGAUCGAGAAUAGUGCUCCGGAAGUAGUUCGUGCCAAGCCGAUUUCCGUUGAAUUCGAUAGUGAAGAAUAUCAAGACAAACAGGAAAGAUAUGGACCUACGCCACAGCAACUAGCCGCACGACACGUUCUUAAAGAUCUCCCACAGUUUUCGGGCCGUCCCGACGACUGGCCUGUGUUCAUUUCGACUUACCGAACUACCACCAAGGCCUGUGGUUUUUCAGAGGAGGAAAAUUUCAUGAGAUUGCAACGUAGUCUUUCGGGGCCAGCUAAAGAGGCCGUUCGCGGCGAACUUCUAGUUCCAGCUGGUGUCCCUAGUGCUUUAGAUACUUUGGAAACGAUAUACGGGAGGCCUGAGCUGUUGGUGCUCACAUUGCUGCACAAGGUGAGGUCGGUUCCGGCUCCUAAGCCUGAUAAAUUUGAAACAUUGGUGACAUUUGGAUUAGUCGUCAAAAACCUUUGUGCGGUGCUCGUCGCGGCCGAACAGGAGGCUCACCUCAAUAACCCAUCACUUUUAUUCGAAUUGGUGGGGAAACUCCCGCACCAUCUGCAACUAGACUGGGCAAUAUACAGGCAACGAUGUACAAGAAAGGACUUACAAGGAUUUGCUUCGUAUAUGUCUAUCAUCGCAUCGGCUGCUUCGGACCUUACUAUAAAAAUUGAUUCAUUCGACAAUAAACGUGGUGGUCGAAACGACAAAUGGAAUCAAAAUAACUUCUGUGGGGCUCAUAUGACCGAAGAGACGUCAUGCGAAGUAGAAGAGGCUAUGAGUAGUGCUGACAGCAGUAGACUAGGAGAGGUUCAGAAGCAAUCGCCAUUUAAAUAUCAACCGACGUGUCUGAUAUGCAAGGAUCCAGAUCACCGCUUGAAAGAGUGCCCUGAAUUCAAGAAGUUGUCAGUGGAUCACCGAUGGAAAAAAGUUCGAGGUUUGGGAGUUUGUCACAUAUGCUUAGGGUGCCACGGGCGCCGCCCAUGCAAAUCCACGAGAACAUGUGAAGUGGAGGAAUGCAGAAAGAAACAUCACACCUUGUUGCAUUCUAGAGCCGAGACUAGUGCAAGUCCAGUAACAGAAAUGACGGCUGUCACCAACUAUCAUCACGGUGGGCGCUCAUCGUUCUACAGGAUUCUACCGGUAACUCUCUUUGGUCAUGGAGAACCAGUUGACGUUUAUGCGUUCCUGGACGAUGGCUCUUCUGCAACGUUGGUGGAAGAGGAUGUCGUGCGACGAUUACAAAUCGAUGGAGAGAGUGCACCCCUCUGCUUACAGUGGACGGCAAGUGUAACUAGAGAUGAGGAGGAAUCAAAACGUGUAUCGAUACAAGUGAGAGGGUGCUCGAAGCGGCAGAAAUUCACAAUCAAAGCUCGAACUGUUGCUAGUUUAAACUUGCCAAGUCAAACGAUACGUACUGGAGAAUUGUCCGCGCAGUUUCCACAUCUUCAGGGCCUGCCUAUACGUGACUACGAGAACAUUCGCCCAAAGAUGCUUAUAGGAAACGAUAACUUGUUCGUGACUGUAAUCCAGAAGAUACGAGAAGGACCCCCAGGAGCCCCCAUUGCUGCAAAGUGUCGAUUGGGUUGGUCGAUAUAUGGUGCAACGGGAAAAGGAAAAAUACAGUCCAGUUUCCACAUCGACGAAUGUACAUGUGACCGAGAACUUCAUGACCUCGUGAAGCAACAUUUUCAAGACGAAAGUAGAAGCUGGCAAAAGGUGCACCGCCCCCUGUCGAUCGAAGAGGAGCGAGCGUAUGGAAUCUUGAAGGCCACAACGAAGCGGGUUGGGGAACGAUUUGAGACCGGACUCCUAUGGAAGUUCGACGACUUCGAGUUUCCCAAUAGUCGACCCAUGGCAGAGCGUCGACAUCAGUGUUUAGAAAGGCGUAUGAAGAAGAAUCCGGUUAUCGGCGAAAGCGUAAGAAGACAGAUGAUCGAGUACGUAGAAAAAGGAUACAUUCAUCUAGCCACAGACGAGGAGCUCGACGACAUGGACCCGAGAAGGGUAUGGUACUUACCAUUAGGAGUAGUUAUUAAUCCCAAAAAACCAUCUAAGAUUCGCAUAUUCUGCGACGCAGCAGCGAAAGUGGAUGGCAUAUCUUUGAACACGAUGCUGAUACCGGGCCCAGAUAUGUUGACAUCUCUUCCGCAGGUUUUAUUUGGUUUUCGAGAAAAGUGCAUAGCUAUCUGCGCGGAUUUGCGUGAGAUGUUUCACCAAGUGAAGAUUCGUAAAGAAGACUGUAACUCUCAGCGUAUAUUGUGGAGAAGCGACCCAAGCAAAUCGUUCCAAACGUACAUUAUGAACGUGGCAACGUUUGGAUCAUCCUGUUCACCGAGCUCUGUACAAUUCGUGAAGAAUUUAAACGCCAGAGAAUAUGCUCACGGGUAUCCCCUAGCAGCAGAGGCGAUCAUCGAUCAUCACUACGUUGACAAUUGGAUGGACAGUGCCGAUACGGUUGAAGAGGCUGCUAAGUUGGCCAGCGAGGUGAAGCACGUACAUGGUAAAGGUGGUUUCCAAAUUCAUAACUGGCUUUCAAACUCUGAAAUGUUUCUUCAACUCAUCGGAGCAAAAAUCGCCACGGAAGAAAAGAAUAUAAAUCUUGAUACCGAUUCAACUAAACGUGUUCUGGGAAUGUUGUGGCGGCCCACUGAAGACGUUUUCAUCUUUGCUGCGGCUCCUGUGUGUGAAGUGCAUCCGACGAAACGCGACGUCUUACGGAUUGUAAUGUCUCUGUUCGAUCCAUUGGGGUUUCUAUCAUUCUUCAUCAUUCAUGGCAAGAUCAUUAUACAGGAUCUAUGGAGAAGCAAAACGGACUGGGAUACCAAAAUCCCUCAUCAAAUUCAUCGCAAAUGGCUUGAGUGGACAGAUCGUUUCAAAGAUUUGGAAAAUGUCCGCAUAAAUAGAUAUUACUUUGGGAAAUUGAGUUCGCAACUGUCGGAGAGCAUACAGUUGCACAUCCUCUGCGACGCAAGUGAGCUUGCUUAUGCGUGUGUGGCGUAUUUUCGAGCAAAGAUAGGUGGAGAGAUUCGGUGCGCUUUAGUGGCAGCGAAAUCGAAGGUUGCACCACUCAAAACACUUUCCAUACCACGCCUAGAACUUCAAGCGGCGGUAGAGGGAGUACGUAUAGAAAAAAGUAUAAAAGAGACGCAUAGACUGACAAUCCGAAGUACCACAUUAUGGAGUGAUUCACGAACGGUGUUGGCCUGGAUUCGCUCGGAUACCCGACGUUAUAGGCAAUUCGUCGCAUGCAGAGUUGGAGAGAGUUUGACUAGUUCGAACGCUGAGGAGUGGCGGUGGGUACCAUCGAAAGAAAAUGUAGCCGACGAUGCCACGAAGUGGGGGCGAGGAUUCGACUUCACCCCUAGUUCUAGGUGGUUUCAAGGACCAUCUUUUCUGUAUCAGGAAGAAAGCGAAUGGCCUGCGGAAUCCAUAGUUGAAGUCGAUACUGAGGAGGAAUUGGUAGAGUGUUUAGUCCAUCAAGAGGUCCAGGAACAACGAAUGGUUGAUUGGCAAAAUUUCUCGAAAUGGAAAAUAUUGUUACGUGCCGUGGCCUUUGUACGUCGGUUCUGCCUCAAUUUUUGCUGCAAGGUCAAGAAACAACCUGGACUCAAGGGACCGCUGAUGAAGGAGGAACUAGUAAAGGCCGAAAUGAUAAUCUUUCGCUGGGUCCAAAAGGAGUACUAUCCGCUAGAAUACCGCUGGCUCAAAGGAGCAACACAGUGCCAGAUACGCAAAUACGUUAGCAAUAGUCCGUUGAUUAGGUUAUCGCCUUGCUUAGACCAAGAUAAUAUAAUACGACUGGAGAGCCGAAUCGUCGCUGCAUCGUACGCGUCCUUUGACACCCGAUACCCUAUAGUCCUUCCUAAGCAACACCGUGUCACUCAGCUCAUCUUAGAGGACUAUCAUGAUAAAUUUCUUCAUGCAAACAGAGAAAUGGUAGUUAACGAAGUGCGACAACGAUUUCACAUCGGGAAUCUCCGGAGCCUUGUUAAACGCAUCUCGAAAGAAUGCCUGCGGUGCAAAGUUCGAAAACCCCGAAUCCUUAUGCCACGAAUGGCGCCUCUCCCAAAAGCAAGACUUCAAGCAUUUGUACGACCAUUUACUUUUGUUGGAUUGGAUUAUUUCGGACCUCUUAACGUACGAAUCGGCAGGAGCACGUCGAAACGAUGGAUCGCCCUUUUCACAUGCCUAACGAUUAGAGCGGUGUGUUUGGAAGUCGUACAUUCACUGAGCACCGAAUCGUGCAAAAUGGCAAUCAGACGUUUCAUCAGUAGGCAUGGUGCGCCCCUGGAGAUCUAUAGUGACAACGGGACUAAUUUUGUGGGAGCAGCGAACGAGUUACAGAAAUCGUUAGAUCACGCUGAUAUUGCAGAAAGCUUCACCAACACCCAUACCAAAUGGAUCUUCAAUCCCCCAGCAGCGCCCCACAUGGGAGGGGCUUGGGAACGGCUUUUGCGAUCCGUGAAGACGGCGAUGGCAGCUAUGGUAAUCACUAAGACCCCAGACGAAGAGACCUUCGUUACGAUAGUUCGAGAAGCUGAAGACGUAGUAAAUACUCGUCCGCUGACGUUUAUUCCAAUUGAUAGCGAAGCGAGUGAAGUCUUAACGCCGAACCACUUUUUGAAGCUUAGCUCUAGUGGAGUUACUCAACCAUCAAAACCUUUACGAGACGAUAGAUUGGCGUAUCGUAACAAUUGGAAUAACCUGAACGUAUUAGUGGAUAACUUCUGGAAGAGAUGGGUGAAAGAGUACCUUCCCACAAUAGCCCGACGUACCAAAUGGUUCCAGGACACCCCGCUCAUCGAAGUCGGAGAUUUAGUGAUGGUAGUGGACGAAACGGAGAGAAAUGGAUGGAUUCGAGGACAGGUGAUUCGUGUAGCUGAUUCGAAGGAUGGUCGACGACGCAGAGCUUGGAUGCAGACCGAUAGAGGUAUCAUACAAAGACCAGUAGCCAAGGUGGCGCGACUGGACCUGGAUUCCGGUAAGAAAGGAUCAUCGAGUAACUCUUCAGUACUUCCUUACGGCCUGGGGGAUGUUACGGCGUCCCUGAUUAGUCCCUCGCGCAUCUUCCUAGAACGAGACACUGACAGCUGCACUGGAAAUAGUGACAGUUCACUCGGAUAG